Messenger RNA from Xyrauchen texanus (razorback sucker), 2652 nucleotides. Its product is annotated as transmembrane protein 60-like. The coding region runs from base 161 to 565 and encodes 134 amino acids. The record is from RefSeq and is a predicted model, not a curated record. The transcript is spliced from 2 exons. Lineage: Eukaryota; Metazoa; Chordata; Actinopteri; Cypriniformes; Catostomidae.
AAGAUGUUUUGAAAACGUCUUGAGCUGUUGUGGCGUUCAAAACGUACACUGUCAUUUAAAAAGAUUUUGUAUUCACCAGACAUCUCUCUGACUGAAACACCAGCUGGACUGUCUUCACCAUCGGUUAGUUCAGUGCUGUGCCCUUAGGCCAGCGUUACCAAUGAACAUGUCCCUUGCCCAGAGAGUUCUCCUUACAUGGAUCUUCACGCUUAUCUUCCUCAUAAUGCUGGUCCUCAAGCUGGAUGAGAAAAUCCACUGGAACUGGUUCCUUAUCUUCCUUCCUGUCUGGUCUUUUGAUCUCAUUCUCCUGUUCAUGCUCAUUGUUAAAAUGGCAGGCCGCUGCAAGUCAGGGUUCGACCCUCACAACGAGGCGGAGAACUUGAAGAAGCGGGUGUGGUACCUUGUGGCCAUGCUGCUUAAACUAGCUUUCUGUCUAACAAUUUGUGCAAAGUUGGAGCAUCUAAUAGAAAUCUUAGUGAGCUGGGUUUGUAUCCCUCUAUGGUCGCUGCUUAUCGGAGCCAUGGUGGAGCUGGGGUACAAUGUUUUCCACUUCAGAAGAGACUGAAAAUAUGAGCGGGACACUUUGAAUGCCAAAAGAGAGAUGGAAGUUAUGAUUCACAUUAGGUUUUACUGUAUACAUAAGGAGAAAUCAUUUAGAAGUAUACAGCAUUCAUUAAGAAUGAAAAAUGGAAUGGACAAUAAGAAUGUACAGCUUUGUAAAGCUCUUUUUCAGGAAUUGCUUGUUUCUUUCAGGUUGACUACACUGAAUAGCCUACGUUACAUGUUCACGAUGCAGGGAGUUUUACCGUGGUGAGUUUCCACUCAGGUGACAGAAAUGACUGAUUGUGAAUAUUGCUCCAGUAUUUAUAACAUUUUAGUGAAACACUGAGAUCAUUAGCAGGGUACCUCUAACAUGAUGAACAAUAAAAAUAACAGUUAAUAUGCUGCUUACACACUGUACUUUUUUACCAGUACUGUAACACAGCAUGGUUUCCUAACAAAAAUGACAUAUGUUCUACAAUAAUAUUGCAUAUUAUAGUGAAUCUGUAUUUCUUUAUCAUGCACGAAUAACACACAUUUACAUCAAAUUGUAUUUUUAUUUUCUCUUGUAAAGAGUGUGUGAAUAAUAAUAAAAAAGUAAAAAUGACAACAUUCUUGCAGUGAAAAGAUAUUUUUUUUUUCCAUAAGCACUAUUUACAUCCAAGUUUUUCCAAGAACAUUGGCAAUUAGCAGGUGUUCAGCAGGUAGCAAAUGAUAAUCAAGUAAAAAGAUAUUAAAAGGAAUAUUCAGGGUUUUAUUAUUAUGCAUUCGGUCUCAGACAUUUGGCUCAUUGGUCACUUCCACCUGAGAGAGCCCCUCCCUGGUUUUGUAUUGAAUGGAAAGUUCCUGCUCCUAUUUUGUCAUUGCAAAUCCUUUCUAUCAAACUAACCGGAGAAGUUAAAAUACACCACGUUAUCUCGAAUUUGCACUCUGUAUGGACAAAAGUGUAAAGAGUGUUUAAUUCGGAAAUGUAUUUCAAUGUUGCCUCAAGCAUAUGACUGAACUUAUAAUGAUGUAUUAAUAAGUCCCCUUUCUGCUGGUCAGAGUGGAUUGUAAGAACAUUUUAAUACACUCGGUGACCUAUAUGAGAGUGGAGUGUUUAGAUCCUUUGAAAAUUUUGUUAAUUUUGUGAUCCCCAGAUCUCAGUUUUAUAGGUAUUUACAGCUGUGCCACCUGCUAUUUAUUGUUUUUGGGAGAACCCCACACCACCCUAAAGAGGCAGAUACUCUGGGAGUGGUGAUUACUGCUUUUGGAAAAGGUCAUGAGGCAUCAGUGUAUUACUCCCUGCUAAUUCAGAGUCUGGGGGACGAAGCUUCAACUUCUAUCAAGAGAUUAUGGGAGAAAGAUUUCAGCUUGGUAUUGGAGGAGUGAGUGUGUGCUCUGAUCUCUGCAUCUAGAGAUGCAAGGGUGUGUCUUAUGCCAUUCAAGAUUUUACAUAGAUUCUAUUGGACCCCCCUUUAGAUUAUAUAGGCUUGGACCUAAAGACACACCCACCUGCACAAUUAUUUGUGUGAUGUUUUGGGCACUCAAAAUUUUACUUUGCCCCAGGCUUUGUAUUUUGGUUGAUGGGGCGGUCAUACAUUUGGGGGAUGAAAACAUGAAAAAUUAUCAUGAUUGACAGACAAAUUAUUUUAAGGGGUUGGAAGUCGGACAGGGCGCCAUCAUUUCGGGAGUAGUGUGUGGAGAUGGGGAGGGUGGCAGCUUUCGAGGUGGCAAGUAGAAGGCUGGGGUUUGGGACAGGAAAUGGGGUAAUUAUUUUUUGUUUUUGGUGGACUCUCGGGGUGGUGGCAAGAGAGAAGUCUAGUUUAAUUAUGUACGUUUUUUAUAUUUAUAUUGUUUUUAUUUUAUUAAAAUUUUUUGUGUGUGCAUUAUUAUAUGUGACCACAGGGUUUGUUUUUUGGUGAUUAGGGAGGGAUAUUAGUGGGGGUUAAAUGUUGAUUCGAUAUGUAUGUGUUGUGUUUUUCUCUGUUGUAUAUUUUUGAAUAAAAAAAAUUGUUAAUUACAAAAAAGGAAUAUUCAGGGUUCAAUAAAAAUUUAGCUCAAUUGACUGCAUUUCUGGCAUGAUUACAAAAAAAAAAAAAAUCAUUUCAACUUGUCCCUCAUUUAUUAAAA